Loa loa (African eye worm) is the source of this 150-nucleotide messenger RNA. RefSeq lists its product as hypothetical. Lineage: Eukaryota; Metazoa; Nematoda; Chromadorea; Rhabditida; Onchocercidae. The record is from RefSeq and is a predicted model, not a curated record. The transcript has a single exon. The annotation marks the transcript as partial.
GAAACAGUUGAGGGAUAUGAUCCAUUGGAAUUAACUAUAAUAUAUUCGAAUUUUAAUGAAGCAUCUGAAAGAAUUCUCGUAAACUGUAAUUGUUUUCUACAGUUUAUAGCAAUUUUAGAUGAUUCAAUUUGGGCGCUAACAUAUCAUUAA